CCCCACUCCACCCCCCUUUUCGAAAGGAUUGCCUUUUUUUUUUUUCCCUCUGCGGCGGCGGAAAUGACAGUGGUGCUGCUGUGGUGUCAUGGUGCUGCCCCUGGACUGAGAGGCGAAAACUCUUAAGUUUAGCCCAGGAGACCCAGCUGCGGUAGCGUCACCGUCGCCGUGCUGUCCCCUGCGGGGCGCGCGGGCUGGCGGAUUCUGGUUGCUGCGCGGCGGCGGCGGCAGCGGCAGCGGCGAAGGCGGCGGCGAAGGCGAAGGCGGGCGGCGGCCUAGAGUGUCGGUGGCGGCGGCGGCUGCGAGGGCGGCCCGGGAGCUCGCGCCAGAGCCCGAGCCAGCUUGCUGCGGAGGCAGGCGGGCGCCCAGCGCUCUUGAGCGCGUGUAGGAGAUGGCUGGCACACGGGAACGCUAUGGGUCAAUUCUCAAUCUACAGCCCAGAGGUCAGGCUUGGUUUCAUACUCAUGGAUUUUCUGUGAAGGAAAGAAGACUGUGACUCCUCAGGUGAAAGCCCAGCCUCUGUGGUUCUUAAUGCCUCAGCAGGAUUAUUUUCACUAAAGAUGGAAACACUGGAGUCUGAAUUGACCUGUCCAAUCUGCCUCGAGUUGUUUGAAGAUCCCCUUCUGCUCCCUUGUGCUCACAGCCUGUGCUUCAGCUGUGCCCAUCGCAUCUUGGUCUCGAGCUGCAGCUCCGGUGAAUCCAUUGAACCCAUUACUGCUUUCCAGUGUCCCACGUGCAGGUAUGUUAUCUCGCUGAACCACCGGGGCCUGGAUGGCCUCAAGAGGAAUGUGACCCUGCAGAACAUUAUCGAUCGCUUCCAGAAGGCUUCAGUCAGUGGGCCCAAUUCUCCAAGUGAGAGCCGUCGGGAAAGGACUUACAGGCCCAGUUCCGCCAUGUCUAGUGAGCGAAUUGCUUGCCAAUUCUGUGAGCAGGACCCACCAAGAGAUGCAGUGAAAACGUGCAUCACCUGUGAGGUCUCCUACUGUGACCGAUGCCUACGGGCCACACACCCCAACAAGAAACCUUUUACCAGCCAUCGCCUGGUGGAACCAGUGCCAGACACACAUCUUCGAGGGAUCACCUGCCUGGACCAUGAGAAUGAGAAAGUGAACAUGUACUGUGUAUCUGAUGACCAAUUGAUCUGUGCCUUAUGCAAACUGGUGGGUCGUCACCGAGACCAUCAGGUCGCUUCACUGAAUGAUCGAUUUGAGAAACUCAAGCAAACUCUGGAGAUGAACCUCACCAACCUGGUUAAACGCAACAGUGAACUAGAAAAUCAAAUGGCCAAACUAAUUCAGAUCUGUCAGCAGGUUGAGGUGAAUACUGCUAUGCAUGAGGCAAAACUUAUGGAAGAAUGUGACGAGUUGGUAGAGAUCAUCCAGCAGAGGAAGCAAAUGAUUGCUGUCAAAAUCAAAGAGACAAAGGUUAUGAAACUCAGAAAGUUGGCACAGCAGGUUGCUAAUUGCCGCCAGUGUCUUGAACGAUCAACAGUCCUCAUCAACCAAGCUGAGCAUAUCCUCAAAGAAAAUGACCAGGCAAGGUUUCUACAGUCGGCAAAAAACAUUGCUGAGAGGGUCGCUAUGGCAACUGCAUCUUCUCAAGUUCUGAUUCCAGACAUCAAUUUUAAUGAUGCCUUUGAAAACUUUGCUUUAGAUUUUUCUAGAGAAAAGAAAUUGUUGGAGGGGCUAGACUAUUUAACAGCCCCAAACCCACCAUCCAUCCGAGAGGAACUCUGUACUGCCUCCCAUGACACCAUUACAGUCCACUGGAUCUCAGAUGAUGAGUUCAGCAUCAGCUCCUAUGAGCUUCAGUACACCAUAUUCACUGGCCAGGCUAACUUCAUCAGUAAGUCAUGGUGUAGUUGGGGCCUGUGGCCAGAGAUAAGGAAAUGUAAGGAAGCAGUAAGCUGCUCAAGAUUGGCCGGGGCGCCACGAGGUCUUUAUAACUCAGUGGAUAGCUGGAUGAUUGUUCCCAACAUUAAACAGAACCAUUACACAGUGCACGGACUCCAGAGUGGGACACGAUACAUCUUCAUUGUUAAAGCCAUAAACCAAGCAGGCAGCCGGAACAGUGAGCCUACUCGACUAAAAACUAACAGUCAACCCUUUAAACUAGAUCCUAAAAUGACUCACAAGAAAUUGAAGAUCUCCAAUGAUGGAUUGCAGAUGGAGAAGGAUGAAAGCUCUCUGAAGAAAAGUCAUACCCCAGAGAGGUUUAGUGGCACAGGGUGCUAUGGGGCAGCAGGAAAUAUAUUCAUUGACAGUGGCUGCCACUAUUGGGAGGUGGUCAUGGGUUCUUCAACAUGGUAUGCAAUUGGUAUUGCCUACAAAUCAGCUCCAAAAAAUGAAUGGAUUGGCAAGAAUGCCUCCUCAUGGGUCUUCUCUCGCUGCAAUAGUAACUUUGUGGUGAGACAUAACAACAAGGAAAUGCUGGUGGACGUGCCCCCACAGUUGAAGCGUCUAGGUGUCCUCCUGGAUUAUGACAACAACAUGCUGUCUUUCUAUGACCCAGCUAACUCUCUCCAUCUUCAUACUUUUGAUGUGACCUUCAUUCUUCCAGUGUGUCCAACAUUCACAAUCUGGAACAAAUCCUUAAUGAUCCUGUCUGGCUUGCCUGCCCCAGAUUUUAUUGAUUACCCUGAGCGGCAGGAAUGCAACUGCAGGCCUCAAGAAUCCCCCUAUGUUUCUGGGAUGAAAGCUUGCCAUUAAAUUUCAAGAGAGCAUAUGAUUCACUGGCUCUCCUGUUCAGCAGUUCUUCCCCUCAGUUAGUGUUCAAUAUACAAGAUAAAAUAAAGUUCAUCUGAAGCAUCCAAAAUAACUAGAUAUUGUAGAGUUAAUUUUGUGCAUUAAAGCUUGUAUUUGAAUCAACAUAUUGAGUUUCUCAGAACAAAUUAUCUGAGUAGUCUGGGUUCAAGCCAUCAAAGAAGAAAUUUAGAGAAAGCCUCUGUUGCCAUUGGAGAAUUAAAAAUUCCCAAUGAUUUAGGAGUAUUAAUUAUAUUGGAAGGAAUUAGGGUAAUUCUAGGUAGUAAUGUAGAAAGAUACUCUGAACAAGGAGCUAGCCAGCCAGAAAGGGGUAUGGUGGUCAGCCUUUCUUAUCACAUAUUACAUGUCCCUUUUAAUAAAAACCUACAAGCGAGGCUUUACCAUAAGAAAAACAUGAAAGUAUAUAUAAUAUAUAAAAUAACCAAAUUCAUUUUAUAUAUUAUAUUUACAAAAUAAAAUUUUUAAUUUGCACAUUUGGGUGAUAAGUUUACUGGAAGGAAAAACACCUCACUUCAUUAAUUUUUUCCCUAAAAGAAACAUCAAAAUCAAUCAGCAUUUCUCCUCUCCCACUUCCAUCUCUCCCCUCCCUCCACUUGUCACACACACAUACACAUGCAAUCAUGACACAGACAGUGAGAAGCAUUCUUGGUUGGAUUAAGAGAGACCUGGGGACAAGAUUGUACAAAAGAUGCUAUUGCUAGAUAGAAAACUGAUCCAGGUGGAAGUGUCCUAUGUAGCACAAUUUCAUUGAUGAUCAUUAAUGGAGGAGAUCCAUCUGAAUUGUUAAAAAUUAUGUCAGAAUAUUUCAAAGAAAUACAGUUUUAUCGCUCUCAAAUAUGUACUGUUUCUAGAAUUAGGCCAAAAAGGUUAUAUAAUGCAGUUUCUUUAGAAAUUCACUUUACUUGAUCAGUAAGAAAGGAAUUGUAUAGGUGCAGCAACUAUUUGCAUAUAAAUGUACUGUUUUCAGAUUAAAAAAAACUUGAAGUGCUUAUGAAUGCCUGAGAACAGUUUGUUCCUGUUAAAUGAGGUUAAAUACUCUUUCCAUUUGCAAUCUUCUUCACACUAUUAAUUUACUCAGCCACCUUUCCAAAUACAAACUUUAACUCUGUCCUCAUCAGCAAAGUUGAAGGGGAAUGAAUUUUAUGGUCUGUGAUUUUGUCAAUUCUAUUGCAGGGAGGAGAGCUAUCAGAGAGUAAGAGCUUUCUUCUUUCCAGGAGCUAAGUCUUCCCCAAAGAGUCUAUUCUUUAGAAGUUGUGAAAAUACUACUAUUUUGCAAUUAUGAAGUGAUAGCUAUAGCUAUGAUCACUUGUAGAUUGGGGCCUUAAAGUAAUGUCAAACCUUUGCUCAUCUUGCUUUCCAUCAGCUUGGUGAAGCUCAUUUACUAAUUUGUUCGAUAAACUAUUAGAUUCCAGGAAACACACUACUGCCCUGAGAAUGCACAUAAGUAAGAAAACAAUUCUUGCUCUCAAAUGGCUUAUUAUUCUAAAGAAGAGAGAGUAUCUCUACAAAUCUCACCCAAUAACAGUUAGAUAUUGUUUGUUUGCCUAACAUGGAAAGCAAGACUGAUGCAGAUACAAAAGGAAGGCUCAAAUUUACAUAGGUAAUGGUAAAGUCAGCUUUUUGGCUUUAAAGACCAUAUGUAUUCACUGCUAAUCAGGAAAUGAGCAACCUCAGUAAGAUUUAGGAUUUUUGGCAAAUAGCUUACUCUAAUGGAAAGCCUUCAGGUUAGAAUACCUUUGGGUUAGAAUAAUCCUAGUUUCUCAGCCAUUUACUAGCAGUGUGACCUAGGGCAGACACCUCACUUCUCUGAGCCUUUGUUUCCUUUUCUGUAAAAUAAUACUUCACAGGCUGUUUCAAAGAUUUCAAAAGAUAGCAUAUGAAAACUGCCUAGCACAGCACCUGGCAUUUAGUAAGUGUGUCAUAUAUAUACAUAGAUUUAUCUCCUCCUCAAAGCCAUUUAUUGGAUUUUGUGUCCUUUAGAUUUUAGUGCCCUGGGACGACACUUGAAUUUUCCCACUCUACUUUUGACUGUAACCUGGACUAAAUUUCUCCACCCCUGACUCUCUCAACCAGACUAACACCUGAUCUUCUAGACUGGUUUAUGGGCCCCUCUUUGGAACUCACAUGGCACUCUAAACAUUCCCUCCCUCAGAAAUAAUCACAGUGUAUAGCUGUGUUUUUCAAAAUGUGGUCUUCAGAGCACAUAUGUUAGAAUCACCUUCCAUGAUUUCUUUGUUAAAACAAUUGAUUUAUGGACCCCACUACUGAUCUACUUAAUUAAACUAUCUGGAAACAGGUGGAAAUGUACAUUUUUGACAAGCUCCUCAGGUUAUUCUAAUGCACAUGAAAGUUUAAUGUAUAAUAAUUAUCUUCCAUACUAGACUGGGAAUGCCUUGGGCAAGGACUAUGUCUUGUUGUUGUUGUUGUGUUUUUAAUACUUGGCACAGUGUCUGGAACAGAAUAGUUGCCUGGCUAAUGUUUGUUGAUUGAAUGUAUGAAUGAACAAAUGAACAAACAAAAUUUCUGUCUUGUACUCUGAUGAACAGAGAAGUAUUUGUUAUUUCCUGGGCAGAAAAGCUUGGUUAAUUCUCCAUUUUGUCUGUAUUGAUAUUUUGCGGAUACACGAGGGCUCAUACAUAUAAAUGAUCACUGUUCUCCUCAAAUACUCUUUGGUAGUCAGUCAUCUUGGGGAACUGUCUUUGGAAUAUGUGCCACCAUUCUUUUCAAUAACAUUUCAGUUUUUUUGACUUGUCUUUUGAAGGUAUAUUUAAGUUGAUUAGAGGCAAAAAUCACUCAAAGCUAAGCCUACUAAAUAAACUGGGAAAUGAAAGAGUUUGAGGUAAGCAAUGAAGUUUGACACUAAAGUCCCAACUUCUGAGCCAAAUAACAAAGUGACAUCUAAGAUAUAACAUAGUUGCAAAGCACACAGUAGGGGUUCCUCAAAUCCUAGAUAUUUACUUCAGCAAACUUAAGACUUUUGCAGAAUCCUGGCAGUGCCAGGGACCAUAAGCAAAGCCAUUGGCUAUCUCUAGCUGAACCCAGUAGCACAAGCCGAAUAGAAUCUGUAUUUAACAUCUUCAAGGAAGGUGACUUAAUAAGCUUUUUUGUUGCUUUACUCAAUCUAUUCUCCACAGCUCUUUCUGCUAGAAAAUUAUUUUCUGUGUGCAAUUUAUGCUUCUUUCCACUUUUUAUAUUGUCUUAUUGAAGAAAGCACAAACAUGAAGUUUAGCCUGUUUUGAGAAUAUGAAAGAAAUUUUAAUACCACAUAGAGGUUCUGGCUAUUUACAUAUAAGUAAGAGUAACUGCAUCUGACUGUGUUUUUAUUAUGUCAUUCCAUUCUAUAUCUUCAGAUGCAGUGAAAUUCCAAUUGCAGCAAAAUCACUUAUAUAUCAUAUUCAGCUAAAAUACUCUAGGCAAAUUUUCUAAGCUUCCAUGGUUUACAUAGUUAUAUAUGAUGACUACCUGGAUGGAGCAAUCCAUGGAUGGACUUUUGAAUAAGCUCAAACAUUUGAUACCCUUUCUUCCAAGGAAUAGAGAAUGUGAGGCAGGUAGAUAUGAACCACACCCACACUUAUUUCUAGCUCCUGAAGCCAAUUUCAGCCUUGGAGUCAUUGGCUGUAUUUGGCUGUGUAUUAUGAGUUGGCCAGACUUAUUGCCAUUGGGUCAGGAAAAACUGCCCUUUAUGGUGUGGUCUGCCAGCUUCAGACAUACGCUGUGUUGUUGUUAUUGGCUAGAAUAUUUAUUAGACUAUUGUUGGACUAUUUUUUAUCAAAUGCUUUAUCCCAGGCUUGUUUGUACUGGGAGCUCUGGACCAAUAGUGUCUCUCCUGGUGACAGAAAUGUGAGCAUCUGUGAAUUAUACACAGUCUCAUCCCUCUAAAAUAUCCCAGCCCAUCCAAAAUGCUAUAUUAUGAAUUAAAUAAAUAUAUAU
Sciurus carolinensis (gray squirrel) is the source of this 6692-nucleotide messenger RNA. RefSeq names its product midline 2 (gene Mid2). Gene Ontology annotation, molecular function: zinc ion binding; protein binding. The record is from RefSeq and is a predicted model, not a curated record. The coding region runs from base 561 to 2708 and encodes 715 amino acids. Lineage: Eukaryota; Metazoa; Chordata; Mammalia; Rodentia; Sciuridae. The transcript has 11 exons.